GUGAGUGUUAAACACCGACUCCCUGGUGCGUGUUUAUUAAAUGUCUUGUAAGAGAAUAGCAAUGAAGUUCCAUAACUAAUUUUUAUGAAAUUCAUUUUAUUCUGUGUUCAUUUUCAUUAAGUGCGAACCACGGCUUGGGAAUUACCAAGUUGUGUACUCAGAAAUCCAGUUCAAUACAGAAUAUCGCACUCUCGUCGGCUAUUGAAUACACCGAAAUAUUCAAAUUGAGGUACGAGUGCAACAGCGAGUUAUUACUGGGUGCCACGAUAGAAUCGUUAAACAAGAGCAAGAAUGGCGAAAUACUUUAUGCUUUCAUCAUCAACCUUUUGAGCUCAGAGUGGUAACAUUUUAACUUAACCAUUACCGUGAGAGGACUGCUUCUUAUCAGGAAACGAACAACCACGAUGCGGUGAUGGUUAAAUAGCAUAUGAAAAUUUUCAGCUUUAACUUCAACUUGCUGUUCUACCACGUGCGGCUCAAUACCCGUCAAUUACUGGUAAUACGAGCGAUAUGGAUUUCUCAACAUCUGAGGAAGAGCAGGAAUACCAAGAUUUUUGGAAUUCUCUUAAUAACGAAAAUCUAACGGAAGAGGAAUACCUCAGUCGAGUUUUGGGACCAAAACAUUUGCCACCGAAACUAGUGAUUCCAUUGACAAUGGCAUAUGUGACAAUAUUUGUAAGUGGAGUGGUUGGCAAUUUUGCUACUUGUGUUGUAAUCAUUAAAAAUGCAACUAUGCAUAGUGCGACGAAUUAUUAUCUCUUCAGUUUGGCAAUAUCGGAUUUGAUUUUACUCUCUUUGG
This is a messenger RNA of Diachasma alloeum, 799 nucleotides long. Its product is annotated as neuropeptides capa receptor. Gene Ontology annotation, molecular function: neuromedin U receptor activity. Gene Ontology annotation, cellular component: plasma membrane. Gene Ontology annotation, biological process: neuropeptide signaling pathway. The record is from RefSeq and is a predicted model, not a curated record. NCBI's taxonomy places the organism in Eukaryota, Metazoa, Arthropoda, Insecta, Hymenoptera, Braconidae.